AUGUCCGCCGAUCGAGUCAAUCGCCCAGGUAGAGGGGCGCCACCAAGGGAGGAUCUGCGCAAACAUUUUGCGAAUAGCGGUGCCAGUCCCGCCGCGGGACGUGGAGGCCAUGACAUGUGCUCGACGUGGCGGAUGUGGCGGCGCAGACGCUUUGCCAGCAACAUGGCCUCUACCGGAUCAGUCGCAACAGCAAAGAGACAUACGAGACAUAGAUCUUCGUCGAAUUACAGGCAACCACAAGCCGACAAAUCCCGAGCCAGUAAAGGCGAAACAUUGUCAAACCCACGCGACUGGGCGUACGUCUCUCCCUUCACGUCUGACGCCACACUCAGCUCGGGUCAUCUGCGCCACCGUCGUUGA
Molecule: messenger RNA, 360 nt
Organism: Dothidotthia symphoricarpi CBS 119687
Lineage: Eukaryota; Fungi; Ascomycota; Dothideomycetes; Pleosporales; Dothidotthiaceae
Exons: 2
Coding region: 1-360 (119 amino acids)
Source: RefSeq, a predicted model, not a curated record